Porites lobata is the source of this 4379-nucleotide messenger RNA. The record is from the annotation of a GenBank genome assembly. Lineage: Eukaryota; Metazoa; Cnidaria; Anthozoa; Scleractinia; Poritidae.
CGGAUAAUAGGCGGACAAACAGCCUAUAAAGGUGAAUGGCCAUGGCAAGCUGCACUUGUCCAUACGUCGAACUCAGAAAUCUUCUGUGGUGGAACCUUGAUAAAGCGCCAGUGGGUUCUAACUGCAGCUCAUUGCUUUGAUGACGUUGAGCCUGCCGAUACUCUAGUCUGGUGAGUGAAAACGGCGCGUCUUACUUUUCAGCUGCCCAGGUAUUUUUAUCACUAACUGCAAUCUUUUCAAUGUAGGGUUACACCAGAGAACAGCGGCGCUAUCUGUCGCGUAGUUGGUUUGUUUACAGCCCCCUUGACUGACGUGAUAUGACGCGAACGACUUCGUAAAUUAAUGCUAAAGGCCAUGCAGGAAAGAAACUUCUUCUCGUAAGGUCCGAUCAGUGAUCGCACUCUGCAUACUAAAAUUCAAGCAACCGUGUGAAGGACUUCGGGAUUUAGAUAUGCAGGGUUCAGUAUUAGAAAGAAAAAAAAUAUACAUUCUUGACUUCAUCCAUUGAAAAGGGAAAUCCAAAAUAUAGGCACCGCCAAUCCAUGGAUCCAUUAGGGAGCUUAAGCAACAACGACGGUGACGGCAACGAAAACGUCACUUAAAAAGUGAGUACCAGCUGCAUCAGACUUAUCGCGCUUAUUACGUCUCGUUUAAUUUGUCAAAUGUUGGCAAAUUUUUGUGGAGUUCAAUUCCAAAGGACUGUAUCGAGGUUAAGAAAAAGAAAACGAAACUCGUCCUCUUGUGUUCACGUCCUCUACAAAACAUGAAGUUAGGCAAUUUCACGUCGUAUUCGUUCAACGACGGCAAAGAAAUGUACAAAAAAGCGUGAUGCACGUGCAAAGUUGUUUGCUUAUUAAACCUGUUGCUUUUUUGCCAUCCUCGUUGUCAUCGCCGUCGUUACUGCUUAAGCUCCCUAUUAUUUCUUAGACGGACACAUCAACGCAACGUCAUUUCAACAAAUUGUUGGUGUUGAAGAAAUUUUUUUCCUGUAGCAUGUCCCAACACCAGAAUAAAAUAAUAAUUUCAAAGAAAUAGUACCACUCAAUAUUUCAGGUUGGGUGCAUACAGAGCUGUAGGUGGUUUCAAGACCGAAGAAAACGGACAGGAAUUCACUGUGAGAUCACUUAUCAUUCAUGACCAAUACAACGAGGAAACUAAUUCAUACGACAUUGCCCUGAUCAGGCUGAAUCGUUCAGCUAAUAUAAUCACGUAAGUUUCUUUUUGUUUGUUUUCAUUCCCAUGUGAACAUCCCUGAAAGGAUACACGUUGCUCCCCACCCUCCCACAAAAAACGGAUAACCUUUGUUUUUAAUUUCUCCUGGCUAUAAGGCUUAGGCCAAACGUUUAACUUUUCAUGAGACGAACCCAACUUUAAUUUGGGUCGACCUAAGAUGGGUCAGAUACUAACUUAGGACGCGUUGAACCAAUCAACUGAGUCAGACCAAAAAGCAAUUUUAGCCGAACGAGGCUGAAUAUGCAUUACCAUAUAAUUUUUUAAUUUAAUAGUUUAGAUCGUCGCAUGUGAAGAUCGACGUUUGUGCCGGAGACGAUCUUCGGCCGAUCUCUCCCGUGUCUGAAGAUGACGAAUAGAACGUGUUCGGACGAUCCAAACUCAUUCAGACGAACUUAACUGAACCAGACGUCGUUCUUCUCACGAACUUAACUCACUAUACUUAAGGGCCUGUUUACAUGGAGGUGGGGGACCACAAGUAGGUGAGGUAACCCGCUUAGGUGGGGUAACCCGCCUGUCCAUAUAAUCUCUCAUUGUAAUUUGGUUACCUCACCUACCCUACCGGACCUCCAAGUAAACAGGCCCUUAGUUUGGUUCGUCUCACAAAAAGUUCGACGUUUGGCCUAGGCCUUACAGUCGUCCCAAGAGGAAUUCAAGACGAUGCUCAUGAAACAUUUGAUGGGGGAGGAAGCAAAGAUUCCCUAAGACACAUCGUUGAUGAAUUACCUCAAAAUUAUUAGCUUACUUUUGCAAUUACUUUCAGUGGUGAUCCAAAAUUAAAAAACCUGCACCACUGACGAGCAUAAGUGUUCUUUCAAUUAUGAUGUACUUUCAAGAAAAAAGCAUAAGUGUCGUGAACAGAGGAAAUGAUAAGUUAGCUCGACAAAACAGAUUUGUGGAAGCUUCUCUUAAAGUUGAGGAAUAUUUCAAAUUCCACUCAGAAUCUGGGAUGAGAGCAGUGGAACUGAGUGCACAAAAUAAACAAGACAGCUGACAUAACAAAAUUCUGAAAAAACCCUGAUACUUAUAGGUAUAGUAGCAACAGAGCAACCAUUACCUUACUUGUCGAUACUGGUGCGAUUCAUAAUCUCGAUGGUUCUUUGCUAAGGCGGAUACCACCAUAUUACGUUUACUGAAAUUUUUGCCGGUUGCAAGUAAACUUCGACUUACCUCUUGACCGAAAUCAAAAAUCCAACUCAAGCUGCUAGAGUAGGUUUAGGGUUAAAUCAUUACGUUUCCAAGAGAUUGUUGUCGUUCUGAUAGGCCACGUAGGUUCUUUAGUUUCGCAUCACGAACUCGUCCAUAGGCCCAAUGCUGCCACGUUAAGAAUAAAACAGUUGUUUUGUUGAUUAUGUAUUAUAAGUGUUCAUUUUGCUGACCCAUGUAUAAGUUCGACUAGAUCGACAAAUUUUAGCCAUUUUCGCACGGCUAGGGUCGUUUUCGUCCCCAUAUAGAAAUACAUGUAUUUAUUAUUCCACUAUUAUGUCAUUUUACCAUAUAAGGUCAAGAGAACAACCAAAAUAUGAGGCCGUAAUACACUGUAGUGUCCUGGUUUAACCGGUUUACAACAGGGCGAAUACCGGCGGAUGCAAAAGGAGCAACCAUGGCUGACAGAAUCAGGAUGUUUUGGAUACUCUUAUUAGAAAAUAGAAGCCAAGAUACCAUUUUUCUUUUGCAGUAAAAUAAAUAACCUCUCAUUCAAUGGUUUGGCAUAUAACACGUGCGAACAUUUUGCUAAUUGUUAACGUCAUUCUCACAGACAGAAUCAGGAUGUCUCUGAAUUCUCUUACCAAAAAAUAGAACCCAAUUGCCAGAUAAUUUUUUUUGUAGUGGUAUAAUAAACCUCUUAUUCGAUGGUUUAGCUAUAAUACGAGCGGACAUUUUGCUCAUUGCUCGUAUUUUUCCUCGCCCCUGCGGGGCUCGGAAAAAUACUAAGCAACUCGCAAAAUAUCCACACGUAUUAUAUGUUAAACCAUCGAAUAAGGUGUAUAUAUACAUUCCUCCCUGGACCCAUUUAGCUUUCAGUUUAAAGUUAUAAAUUAGUAAGCAACAACGUCAGCAAAGAUAAAUCUUUCCAGCGAAACCUGGUUUUAGAUACUCUGACCAAUCCUCACAGAGUUACACUCACUAACACUUUGAGUUGCUGACAUUUUGGGGGAAAAUUCACUGCCAAUUUCGCUGUUUACAAACUACUCUUUGAAAAUCAUAUUUUUCCCUUUCCUAAAAGUUAGCCAGCUACAAAUCCAUGCAAACGAAAGACGAUAAAGUGCGCAACAAAACCGCUAAUAAAGAAGAAUGGCAAAGGAAAAAAGAGAGCGAGACAGAAAGAUUGAUAUAGAUUGGCAAAAAAACUUUGGCUUUUGCGCAUGCGUGAAAAACAUACCUUUUUUCUUGCACAACUCAUUUUAACCAUUGUUAUGCUAAUGAGCCGAAAACUAGUCCAAACUAGUCCUAGGAAUUGGUGAAAAAUGCGGUCUUUUUGCUACUCGCCGGCGGUCAACAAAAGGGUGAAAGACACAUUCCGUCAAAGCUGAACCAUAUCACGUACCAUACGAUUUUAAAAUACCUUGAAACUUUAAAACAUUCGCAGUCCAUUUUAAGACUGAUACCGAGCCAGUCGUCGUGUAUUCAAAAAAAGCCAUGAACUUACAGCAAGAGGUUUUCUGUAACACGAGGAACAGGCCCUUUUUCUCAAUCUCUGAUUUGGGUUUUAUCGUUGUAGCGAUUACAGACAGGACAUGGUUAAAACCGUGAGGUUAGCAACGGCUAAUGAUGCCCCUUUGCUGAUGAGGUUCAAACUGUGCGUUGUGACGGGAUUUGGUGUAACGGAUAAUAAGGAAACCAGUCCUAACUACCUGCAAAAAGCACGCGUCCACAUUGUCCCACUGGCAGAAUGCAGAUCACAGUAUGGAGUUGGACGCGACGUGAUAGAUGAUACAAUGAUAUGUGCUGGGCGCUAUAAAGGGAAAUUCGACGCUUGCUCAGGCGACUCUGGGGGACCACUGGUCUGCAGGCAUGACGAUUUAAAGUAUUAUCUGCAUGGCAUUGUUAGCAUGCGGUUGGAGGAAAGAUGCGGAAAACCUAAAAAGUUCGGGAUCUAUACAAAUGUUAUCCCAUUCUUGGAUUGGAUAAGAAAUAAUGCUGAAUAA